This is a messenger RNA of Verruconis gallopava, 1145 nucleotides long. RefSeq lists its product as uncharacterized. The coding region runs from base 157 to 849 and encodes 230 amino acids. The record is from RefSeq and is a predicted model, not a curated record. The transcript has 2 exons. Gene Ontology annotation, biological process: superoxide metabolic process. Gene Ontology annotation, molecular function: metal ion binding; superoxide dismutase activity. Lineage: Eukaryota; Fungi; Ascomycota; Dothideomycetes; Venturiales; Sympoventuriaceae. Gene Ontology annotation, cellular component: mitochondrion.
AGCAUGUGUCUGCGUGCUCUGACGUCGCUUUGAGAUAUUCCAUCAUCCUCUCUCGAACUUCUACCGUCGGCUCGGCGGACCCAUCGUCCAACCUCAGUCAUCGUCCUAACCGCUCAUCUCCAACCCGUCAAUUGGAUCGCUCAAGCAUCAAAAAUCAUGAGUUUGCUACGAACAAAUGCCGUCCGCUCGGCCCUCCGAGCUUCCAAGCAAGCAGCCGCGUCGCGAGCUGGUCUGGCUGGCGUGACUUUUACUCGCGGCAAAGCUACUUUGCCCGACCUACCGUAUGACUACGGUGCGCUUGAACCGGCCAUUUCCGGAAAGAUCAUGGAGCUGCACCACAAAAAGCACCACCAGACCUACGUGACCUCGUUCAACAAUUUCAGCGAGCAGAUGCAAGAGGCGUCGGCCAAAUCCGACAUCGCCACCCAGAUCGCCCUGCAGCCCCUCAUCAACUUCCACGGCGGUGGGCAUCUCAACCACUCCUUGUUUUGGGAGAACCUGGCGCCCAAGAAUGCCGGCGGUGGAGAACCUCCCUCCGGUGCGCUGGCCAAGGCAAUUGACGAGCACUUCGGCAGCCUGGAGAAGCUGAAGGGCGAGUUCAACAAGGCGCUUGCCGGCAUUCAGGGCAGCGGCUGGGCGUGGCUUGUGCAGGACAAGGUUACCGGCAAGAUCGCUAUCAAGACGUACGCAAACCAGGACCCUGUUGUCGGACAAUUCAGCCCGCUGCUGGGUGUGGAUGCCUGGGAGCACGCAUACUACCUGCAGUACGAGAACAGGAAGGCAGAGUACUUCAGCGCCAUCUGGGAUGUCAUCAACUGGAAGGCCGCCGAGAAGAGAUACAAGGCUUAAGACGUAGGACUGGUCAAUUGUACACGGAACGUGAAGGAGGUGCCAACAAAAGUACCAGAAUGUAGAGCAGAAACUGUGUUUAAUUCAUGGUGUUGCUUUUCUAGACAACCUAGCAUGUCUUACGUCUGAUGUCGUCCAAAGCAUCUUUCCACCUUAGAUGCGAGCCUAUUACUGUGACGUCCAUCUCAUGCUUUACUCUUCUAAUCAAGGAUGAAUCAAUCCUUUAAGUCGCCACGAGUUUCUUGAAUGAAUGAAGUGCUGCCGUGCAGAUCAAAAUCUGUUCGGAAAGUCGGCGG